ACUUUGAUAAAAAAAAGUUCAGAUUUAGAUUUCAUCAUAAUGAAUGUUCUUUUUAAUUGAAAAGUUAUUAGUUUGGCCAUAAUAUAAAUAUAAUUUGGUUUUUGUUUUUAAAGCUGGUUUCUUCAUGUUCCCUUAUUUAUAAAUCGUCUGAGGCUUCCAAGUUCUUAGUUUCAUGGUGAAACGUACAUAAAUUCAGAAUUCGUUCAACUUCCAGCGAUGUUUGCUUGUGAAAUUUGCGAUCGACAAUUUUUCUAUAAAAAUAGCGUAAAUCGACAUUUUCGUCGAGAGCAUAUUAACAAGGAAUCACGUAGACGGUUGAAGUGUACAGAAUGCGAACACGAGUGUCGAUUUUACCAAGAUCUGCGUACUCAUAUCUACGUAGAGCACGGUAUCGUUUGCAAAGUAGAACGUCAAAUGUUCUCCGAUCUAGACGAAUUCAACGCUUGGAAACGCAAAUUAGAAGAAACUACGCAUUUCAUGUACGUGAAGCAUUCGUCAUCCAAGAUAUCAGCUACGACUAACGAACGGAAAACCUACUACGUUUGUCACAGAACCGGUACUUUUCAAUCUGGAUCAUGUGGCAAACGUAAAUUGAAACGACAAGGAUCGAAUAAAAUCAACGCUUCGUGCCCAUCUACGAUGGAGGUUGUCGAAUCCCUCAACGACGGUACAGUGAAUCUAGUAUUGUGGAAAACUCACGUUGGACAUGAUGCCGAAGUUUCUCGUACAUUUUUAAGCACAAGUGAAAGAAACUGGCUCUCAGCUCGUAUCAUGGAAGGUGCCAGUUAUCAAAAAAUCAUGAACGAAAUUCAGAAUUUGGGUAACAAAGGUGGACGUAUGCGAUUCAUCAAAAGUCAAGAUAUACGCAACAUGCGGAAAAAUUUAACAAAUUCGAGAAACCGGAAUAUUUUAUCAGAUUUACGAUAUUGGGUAAAGACGGUCUUAUCUUUGGAAUCCACCGAUACUCAUCCCAUUGUGUGUUUCAAAGAUAGAAACGUUCCUGAUACUCAGAAAAUCUUAUCUAGUAAAGACGUCUUGCUUGUAAUUAUGACUAAAUUUCAACUCGAAGCGUUGAAACUUUUCGGCUGCGGGAUGAUUUGUUUGGACGCUACUCAUUACCAAGAUAAUUACGAAUAUCAUCUUAUCACGAUGUACGUUGCUGAUACGUCCAUGUCUUGGUGUCCUGUGGCUUAUUUGGUCACAAACGUCAUGAGCCUCACCUCGAUGCAAUACUUCUUUACCAGAAUCCGAGAACUCGCUGGCCAGCUCAAAUGUUCGGUUUUCUUGAGCGAUGACGGUCUACCUUUUUACGAGGCUUGGCGUCAAGUCAUGACAUUGCCCAAACAUCGUCUUCUGCAUUUAUGGUACAUCGACAAGAGUUGGAAAGAAAACAUACUCAAAAUGAAAUGCCCCGAUAGUACAAAAACCACCGUCGUUCGAGGCUUGAAAAUGAUGUUGAACGAUACGACCGAAAAAUCUUUUGAAAUCAACCUGAAAACCUUCGUCGAGAGUUUGCAAUGUGAAAGCAGAUAUACCGAAUUUUUAGAUUAUUUUCAGACCGAAUUCGCCGACAAAACAAAACUAUGGGGUGGUUGUUACAGGAAAACGUGCGGAUUAACUUUAGAAUCCGAAUUGUUUCUGGAAUCGACGCAUAAACGUUUAGAGAAAGAAUACCACGAUGGCGUACAUAACCAAAAACUCGCCGAGAAUUUGACCAACUUGGUAUCCAUCAGCCACGAGUGUAGUUUCAUCUCUAAACGCAUUGCCGAAUAUUGCAAGAAUGGCGACGCCUUCCGUUCUCAGUGCAUUCAACAAAGUCAUAAACGAGGCGUUUGUAUCAAACGAACCGAAGUGGUGGAAGAGUCGCCUACUGAGUAUAAAAUUAUGUACACGAACGAUAGAUCUAAGACCGAUUGGUAUAUCGUCAAGUAUUCCAAUAUCAGUCGAUGUGGUUGCUCGGCUGUAUGCGAUACGUGUAAAAUAUGCUGUCACGAGUAUACCUGUACCUGUGUCGAUUACGUCGUUAAUAUCAACAUCUGCGAACACAUACACGCCUGCGCUAUAAUAAAGAAUAAAAUUAACGUCGAUCUGUCCGCUGAAACAGACGCUCCUCUUGAUAGUUUUGUCGAAGAAGUUAUCUGCGAAGAAGAAAUCAUCUGCAAUGUCGACGCUGAAGAUAAUGGCUGUGAUGACGAUAUGAUCGAUGGAAUCGAUGACAACGACAGUAACGAUAACGAUAUCGAUAUAGAUAUCGUUGAGAAUAAUUCAACGUUAAAAGAUGAAAUGGAUGAUCAACUAGAACUCUCUAGCGAAACAUCCGAAAACGUUUGUUUGAAUGAUUCGCCCGCUGCUCUAUAUUACGAACCGUUCACAUUCGUACCGACUGAUGAAAUCGUCGACUAUAACCAAACCGAAUUACAAUUUACUCAGGAAGGUUUACAAAUAGUCGCGUUCAAAGAAGACGACGAAUACGAAGCUGUCUUAGUCAACGAUGAUGAUACUUCAUCGUUUGGUGACUCGUCUUCAGUAUACGAAGAUACAGUGCCCCAAAAAACCGCCAUCAUCGCCCUUGGUUUCGGCAGCGAAGGCUCCGAUAGUUAUAUUUUCCGUCGAUUCGAUGAAAAUACGAUUAUCCGUCAUAAAGUCGAUACGCUGUUUACGUUGGCAGAUUUCGAUAAUGGCGACGAAAACGAUAUUACUGCGCAGUUGGAUACAGAUAUAAGCGCUAUCAACGAGACCGAUUUCGCCAAUUGCUACGGUACUUAUGAUCCGAACGACGACGAUAGUAUUGUAUUAAGUCUGUGAUUUAGAUUUACUGUAUUCAUUUUACGUUUUAUUGGAAGAAUAGCUACGGUUACGAAUCAUUACAAUAAUAUCGGAUGAGGCAUAUCUGCAUUUAUUACGUUACCAGCUUAUUAGAUAGAGUUGUUUUGUCUAUGAUACCUUACCGAAGUGUGUCCGUUUGCUCCGAGAGUUCGUAAUCUCUACGUUGUGCGUAGUUUACAUUACAAAUUCUGCUCAAAAUUUGGUCGAUAUACCUACAUGAUUCGUUGCUGUUUCUUCUUGAGAAAUAUUUCGAAUUCGUGUUAUUAUUGUAAUGGUUUCGUAAAUGAUUUAUUCUCUCUUCUUCACUUUGUAUGUAUAAUUCGAACUACGUAUUCGAACUUGUAAAUAAUCAAAUUGUUUAUUUUUGUAUUCAAUGUAUAUUGUACUAUUUGAUAGAUAUGUUUGACUUCGUUAUGUACGGUACGAGUACCUAAGGUAUUUUUAUGUUUUAGCGUGCAUUUGUAUCAAUUUUAUACCAUAAUAACUUACUGUCAGUUCUACAGGUAGUAUUUAUCGGAAUUAUGAUUCUUCUCUGCUCCAAAAACCAGAACCACCGAGAUACUUUUAUUCAUUUUUAAGAAGUUUUGUUUUUAAUGGUGGGUGUAUGCGUGGAGUGUGAUGAAUGAUAUUCGAGUAUGAAGAAAUCUAAACGAAACCGUGUCUACUGAAUUAGAUUGCAAUGAUGUGUAUUCCAUGAUAUUGGUCUGCAAUGAUGAUUGGAAUACGUAUUCGAAUAUUACCAGCUCGACACUACUUCGAAAAUGUUACACCUUUUUAAAAAAAUAAUGUGUAUCUUUGUACAUGUAUUUUUUUUGUAAUUGGUACAUUGCAAUCUAAAUAUUAUUUUUAAGCAGUGUGCUUCAAAUAACUACAUGAAAAAUAAACGAUCGUGAUCAGUG
Planococcus citri (citrus mealybug) is the source of this 3725-nucleotide messenger RNA. RefSeq lists its product as uncharacterized. The transcript is spliced from 4 exons. Bases 217 to 2805 code for a protein of 862 amino acids. The record is from RefSeq and is a predicted model, not a curated record. Lineage: Eukaryota; Metazoa; Arthropoda; Insecta; Hemiptera; Pseudococcidae.